Molecule: messenger RNA, 2226 nt
Organism: Medioppia subpectinata
Lineage: Eukaryota; Metazoa; Arthropoda; Arachnida; Sarcoptiformes; Oppiidae
Source: the annotation of a GenBank genome assembly
AUGAAAUCGAGUGUGUCCAAACUUCAUAUGUCCAAACUCCCUCGGAUAGAAAGUGAACAACUGGUCACAAGUGACUCACAACUACAGUACAGUCAGUGUCAGUCACUGUCAGUCACUGUCAGUCACUGUCAGUCACUGUCAGUCACUGUCAGUCACUGUAGAGUGUAUUCAAAUGAUAUAGUGAUGUCUUUGUUAAGGAGUUCUCAUAACUAUAUGUGGAAUACGAAUUCAGUGCUGGGAAAGGGGGCCACCGGUGCUGUCUUUGCUGGUCUUCACAAAGUGAGUGGUGAGUCGGUGGCAGUGAAGGCGUUCAACCACUUGAGUCAUAUGAGACCAUAUGAGGUGCAAAAGCGCGAGUUUGAAGUGCUUAAGAAAGUGAGUCACAAGAAUAUCGUCAGACUUCUGGCCAUCGAGGAAGAGAAUGAGAGCCGCCAUAAGGUGUUGGUCAUGGAGUUGUGCACCGGAGGCAGUCUUUUCAAUAUACUCGACGAUCCCAUCAAUUAUUACGGACUCGAAGAGAGAGAAUUCCUAUUAGUUCUCAAACAUUUAGCUGCCGGAAUGAAACACUUGAGAGAUAUGAAUAUAAUUCAUAGGGACUUAAAACCGGGAAAUAUAAUGAAAUUUGUAACCGAAGACCAAACUUCUAUUUAUAAGUUAACCGAUUUCGGGGCCGCGCGAGAACUCGAAGAAGACCAACAAUUCAUGUCUUUGUACGGAACAGAGGAAUAUUUGCACCCGGAUAUGUAUGAAAGAGCAGUGCUUCGCAAAUGUGCGGGUAAAUCAUUCAAAGCCAAUGUUGACCUCUGGAGUAUAGGAGUCACUCUGUAUCACAUCGCGACCGGUGUUCUUCCCUUCAGACCUUUUGGCGGCAGGAAAAACAAAGACACCAUGUAUAAAAUAACAACCGGAAAAGCAUCGGGUAUUAUAUCAGGCGUUCAAAACACUGAGAAUGGAGACAUCGAAUGGAGUCGAACUCUUCCCAAAUCAUGUUUAAUCUCUAAUUCACUUCAGCCAUUGGUUACCCAACUAUUAGCAGGACUUUUAGAGUGUGAUGAGAACAAAAUGUGGUCAUUUGACAAAUUCUUCAAAAGCGUAACAAACAUAUUGUCUCACAAAACAAUUAAUAUAUUUUUUGUAAACAAUAUGUCGCAAAUUGUUCUCUAUUGUCAUCCCAUUGAAAACCAGCUUUUGAUUUUAGACAAACAAUUGGUUUCUGAUGAGACAUUAGUAGCAGAUAUACACACCUCUGUUGACUCUCCUAUUAUUUUAUUAAAUAAGGAAACGACUAAAAUUAGAGCAACUUUCACAUUAACUGCUAUCAAGUUUCCAGAAUUGAUAAAUACGUCGACUAAUUGUGAAACAGACGCCCAAUUGGCUAAAGUGUGCGCUUCGAUGGCUUAUUCCGUUCAAAGGAAUAUUGAAAAGUCUGUUCUUAGCCAUCGGUUAGCAAAUGACACGCCUUCUUAUGUCAUGUCCUUAAUCGAAGACAAUGUCAAACUCUUAACCCAAAAGCAACGCACAUGUGAACACAUACUUAGCUCAUUGCAGCAGAAAUUGGACCAUUUGACAGAAAUGAAUCGUUACUUAAAUCGAUUGAUUUCAAGCCUUUCCAUUGGCAUAGACUUUAUUGUCGAUGAAGAACCCCUUCGUUUAUACGACAAACUAAUCCAAGAUUGGAGCGGUCUUUCAUCAGAUAUGGCUCUAAAAGCGAGUAAUUUAAGAGAAAUCUGGAUUAAGGAAUCGCAAAACUCCAACACAAGUAUACUCAGCGCACAAUCAAAGGCUAAAUAUUAUUGUAAUAAAAUUCGCGAGAGUUGGCAGACAUUACAUAAAGACAAACAGUCUCGAGCUCUGAACUUGUCUUUCAAUGAAGAACAGUUACAUCAGUUGGAAAAAAUCAAAUUGGAUACUAACUGCAAGAAAUUGAGUGAUUUGCUAAUUAAAGAAUCCAAUCCUGCGAUUACAGCAAAAGAAAAUCAAAGAAAGAUUUGGCAAACAAUUGUCAAUAAAUUGAAUUGUGAACCCGAAAGAGAUGUAGUAUAUCCCGCCCAACAAAUGUAUCAACGAGUUAAUUUGGGAGACCAUAUACUAUCGCAAUUACCUCCAGAAGUGGCACAAGAACUUGAAAGUUUGAAAGAGUCGACUAAAAAUCUUUGGAUUGCAAUGGAAGAGCACAAGACUCUAAUGGCUGAAUUUGAAUCGCUGGCAAUCGGAACUGGAAAUUAA